Molecule: messenger RNA, 264 nt
Organism: Spirodela intermedia
Lineage: Eukaryota; Viridiplantae; Streptophyta; Magnoliopsida; Alismatales; Araceae
Source: the annotation of a GenBank genome assembly
AUGCUGAAUGACUUACUUUGUAUGGAAUCAGAUUUUUCUAAUGAGAACAAAAUUAUUAUUUUACUUGUAUUUCUUCUUGAUUCGUAUGAUCAUCUUAUUACGACCUUAUUGUAUGAUAGUACAACAUUAAUUUUUGAAGAUGUUAUUAACUCAUUGAUGAAGUAUUAUCAUCGAAAGAAAAAUAUUGGUGAGGAUCGUAGUGAAGAUUUAUAUAUGAAGGAUGGAAGAGAAUGUGAAAGACAGAAGGAAACAAGAUCAUCAUGA